Molecule: messenger RNA, 1052 nt
Organism: Geodia barretti
Lineage: Eukaryota; Metazoa; Porifera; Demospongiae; Tetractinellida; Geodiidae
Source: the annotation of a GenBank genome assembly
UAUUAACCCUCGGCGCGCAUGCGCAGCGAGGGUUACGGUAGUUGUCCCGUAAGUGUGUCAGUCCGUCAGUCCGUCAGUCCGUCUGUCUGUUACCACGUUUUCUGCCACCGCGCGCACGAAAUCAGCAACCUUCACUGUUGACGAAGGCGGGGGUGACAGGCUUUUUAUUUUCUGUUGCCAUAUAUGGACAUAGUGGUUACAAUAAUUUGGCAGGGCUGGUUGGAAUGUGCAACAGAUGAACGAUGCGGCUUGUCUCUCUGUUGAGUCUCCUCUGGUCUCUGGUGGAGGUCCACUCUCAGACCUUUCCUUAUGUCUCCUUCAAUGGCCAGACUCUGGCCAACCAUUCCUAUGUGGACCUCAGUCUAGUGGGGAAUCAUAGCAGUGGUAGUGACAGUGUUCAGUGUCAUACUGACGUGAACACAUGUUGUACUCCUGUUUGGGGUGGUUAUCGUGGAGAUUGGUACUUCCCAAAUGGAACGAGAUUGCCAUUCCAUGGAAAUACCGGUAUCUACAAGACCCGUGGAGGUCAGAAAGUUGGCUUAAGUCGUAAUCGUGAUACCUCACCUACUGGUAUCUAUCGCUGUGAUAUCCCAACUUAUGCUGUCCAUGAUAAUACUGACAUCUCAGUGAGAGACACAGUCUAUGUUGCACUGUAUACUGACAGUGGAGGAGAUAUCACGAUAUCUGGAGAUGUGACAUUUGACUCUGACCAGCUGACCCUCACCUGUAUCUCAACUGGUGGACCUGCUACCACUGCCACUUGGACCAGAGACUCCACCACUGUCACCCAAGGAACCCAGACGGUGUUCAAUGACCCAGUGACUGCACAGUACAUCCACACUCUGACUGUGACUACUGCAGGAGAAUACACUUGUACUGUGUCUAAUCCCAAGCCAUCCUCUGCUUCCUCUACAAUCUUUGUAGCAGGUGCAUUGCCUCCUACUGGUGUGACAGCAGUCCGUGGUCCCACUAGUAUCACAGUGACCUGGACUCCUCCCUCUCCACUGGGAGAUACCACAGGCUACAGGAUCUCCUUCACCACAGGCAGUGAU